Cheilinus undulatus (humphead wrasse) is the source of this 5528-nucleotide messenger RNA. RefSeq names its product vesicle-associated membrane protein 2 (gene vamp2). Lineage: Eukaryota; Metazoa; Chordata; Actinopteri; Labriformes; Labridae. The transcript has 5 exons. Gene Ontology annotation, biological process: vesicle fusion; SNARE complex assembly; vesicle-mediated transport. Gene Ontology annotation, cellular component: SNARE complex; plasma membrane. The record is from RefSeq and is a predicted model, not a curated record. Bases 329 to 661 code for a protein of 110 amino acids. Gene Ontology annotation, molecular function: syntaxin-1 binding; SNAP receptor activity.
CCAGGCGGCUGUUUAUUACACCUUCAUUACAGCACGGACCCUGACAGCGCCAGGCUCUAGUAAUAGCCUGCAGGUGCCGCAUCGCAGUAGAAAUAGGAAGAAGGAAAGGUUUUCUGAAGCGAGGGGACAUAUCUCAGCGGCAUAUAGGAGCCAGAACAUCCUCCUGGGCUGUAAGAGGCAGGGAAACGCCACAAUAACCAACCAAAGGGUGCCAGAGGGUAGAGAGGAGCGACGAAGGCAAUCCACAUCCAUCUGCCAGCCACUUAGCACGCGCUAACAUUUCCAGUCCGGAUUUCAGCACAGCUGUCUAGCCAAUACAACCAGGAAAAUGUCUGCCCCAGCUGGAGCCCCUGCACCAGAGGGAGGGAGUCAACAACCUCCCAACCUCACCAGCAACCGUCGUCUGCAGCAGACACAGGCACAAGUGGAUGAGGUGGUGGAUAUCAUGCGUGUAAACGUGGAUAAGGUUCUGGAGCGUGAUCAGAAGCUGUCAGAACUGGACGACAGGGCUGAUGCCCUGCAGGCUGGAGCCUCUCAGUUUGAGACCAGCGCUGCAAAACUGAAGAAUAAAUACUGGUGGAAGAAUGCCAAGAUGAUGAUUAUCCUGGGUGUGAUAUGUGUGAUUGUUCUCAUCGUCAUUAUUGUGUACUUCAGCACCUAAGAAGAGUCGCUCCUACCCCAGUCUAAGCCCAACUUCCUUGCUACAGAAAAAAACCCUCAAAUUGAUGACAAAAUUAAUCAUGAGAAAGUAAUUUGUUCUAUAUCUCUCCCUGAUUAGCCUCGAUAUAACACCCCUAAACCCUUCAGGGCCCCAUGGCUCCCCCACUUCCACCACCUGGCCUCUGGAUCCCCCUGUCGAUAUGUGUCCUGUGAGUGUGUGGCUCCGUCUCCUUUCUGGGUCCUCUUGGCUUUUCUAACCUGCCAUGACGAGAACCAAACACUUGUGACGAUGCAACAACAGAAAAGGAAACAACGAUUGGCGAUAAUUGUUACAUAACUGAUAUAUAUAGUUCUUUGUAGAGUUUUAUUCUGAUAUAUAUACUGUUUUGUAGGUGUGUGUGCGUGUGUGUAUGCAUUUUGUAUUUUUUAAUUUUUGUAUUAAUUUUACGUAUGCUUCAGCGUUAAAUACUGCCUAUUAAUCAAAGUGUGUAUCUUGCAUGUUAUCAUCAUCUGUCUGUCCCUUGCUUACUCUAUUUUUGGUGUAUUUUUGCACAUUGGAGUUGACUCCAUUCAGUCAAGGAAAUACCCAAUGAUAAUCAUCUCUGCCAUUUCAGACAGCCCAAAAUAAGCCUGAGAACUCAGACUUGGAUUAUGAAAAGACAUCAUCAAGUUACAAAAAUUCAAGCAACUAUAUCAACAAAACUGCCCAUUAAAGUACUUGUAACUUGAGCUCCAGAUUUCUGUAACCUGAUGGCAUCAAAUCCAAGUUUUGGUUUCAUGUUUUGGCCUUCUGGGAGUCACAGAUCAAACAAAAAUAAUGCAUGAAUCGUUGAACUAAUCCCUAAAAAUGAUCAUUCACAAACAUUUCCAUCUGACCCCCCCAAUCAUCUAAGUGUUAUUUCUCUUCCUUCAUCUCUCCUUCACUAACUUUCAUCUGUCUUUAACUUCCAAUCCCUCUUCUGUCUUUCAGCAUGCUUGAACACCUCAAUUUCUUCUGAUAAUUUCAAUACUGCCAUAGUACAGUUGGACCAAUGUCUGUAGAUGUUUCUUUUUUAUUUCUAUAUUACGUAGUGUCUUAUUUCGAAAACAUUCCUUCAUUGCAGUCUAGUGCAAAUGGUCUUACCGUAGCACAUGUAAGUGUAAGUAUCUUUAAGAAGAAAAAAUAUACAUCAAUGAAACUUGUGUAGAAAACGUUGACUCAUGCAAACCAUAGGAAAAAAUAGUUCUAGUAAAUAGCUGUAAGGGUAAGUUUUGGAUAGACAGGAUUAAACUCAAUCUGUCCAAAUUGUUUUAUUUUUUUAAUAUUAACAAUGUUAUCCUACACUUACAGUAAACAGAUGUCAUGUUCAUCAAGCUGUGGAUACAGGCUUGUAAAAAUGAAGAUUAAAUGGGGCCGGUGCAUAUGCUGACAGUUGAUUAGUUCUCAUUGGCCCAUGAACUACAUGGACACGUAAAAGCCUUAGUCUCCAGUCACUUCUGUUAGUUACUACAGAACAUUUCCAGUCAGAAACUCCCUAACACUUGAAGCUUGUGUCAGCGGAGUGGCUGACUGCUGGGAAAAAAAAGGAAUCUGUUUUAAAUGCACAAACAAACCUUGUUUUUGAUGGCGCUGUAUUGCGGGUCAAUAGCCUGGCCUGAAGAAGAUCCUCAUGCAGCAAAACCUCUCCACAUGAAGAGCACAUAAAGAAAAAAAGAGACAAAUUAGCCUUAUUGCAAAUCCCCAAACAGGGAGAGAGGCUAAUGAACAUGAUUAAUUCACAGUUGAGUUUGGGGUAGGUUCAGAUAUUUAGCAUGAAAUCAUAAAAUAAUUUAUUCAGUAGCACUCUGAAGACGAGUGUUUUGCUAGCGCAGUGGUUCUGUCUCAGUGUUUCUCCCUAUAGUUAAGGCCUUUUUUCUUUUUUAAAUAUAAUAGAUUAUAUUUUUUAUUAUAGUAUAUUUUUGUGUGAAUCGGACAGGUAAAGAGGAGGUGUGCGAUCAGUACGAUGAACCUCUUUACCUCUGUCUGCUGUGUUUUUUGUAAUCCAGCUCUGUGCGUUAUACACUGCCAAGCAACAAGGGAGAGGCUUCGGUCCUUAUUGUUACUGUUUCUUUCAUCGGUGCGCUCGCUGGUCUGGUCUUUCUGGCAUCUACUCCUGUGUAUUUUACCUUUUGUGGCUACAUUAUGAGCAGGAGAUGCCCUUGCUUUCUAAUGCUCUGAAUAGUUAAGGCCUUGUGCGCAUGAAUUUAACAUAAAACCUCAAAUUCUUAAAACUAAAUGGUAUUUCAAGGGGAAUUUUAUUCCUGAUUUUCUGGAUUUUAGCCAGUAAAUCUGAGCCCUCAAUUCUUUAGGGUUCGGUAAUUCAAACAAACAUGGCUCUAUGGAGAUCAUUUGAGGGCCUGCCUGUAUAGAUGUGUAACAGAAAGUAUCUUGCUUGCAAAUGCCAUUAUUCACAGUCUUUAAAUGUAAAAAAUGUCUUUCAGACCUGAGAGUAGCCUACAGUUACUAGGAAGAUAUAAAGAGCUGAAACCACCUUCAAUGUUACAGAGUGUGUAAAGCCUUCGUAGCCUUGUCUCUUUCCAACAUGACUUUUUAUCUUCCCCACCAGCUGAGACGACCAGCCUGCCCCCCUUUGCUAAACUUGCUGAAUCUGAAUCCUACGGUGCAUAACUGUGUGUUCAAGUGCAUCAAUGUGUGUGCAUGCAUGUGUUAGAAUAGCUCUGUCUCGGGGAAUAUCCCCAGUUUAUCCCGACAGAUUAGGCCGCUUAAAUCUCCGAGUGAGUGAGGGCACGUUGUUUCCUUGACCACUGAAGUACACAAGCAGAGAGGCUACAGAUCUGCCGGCUAGUUCUAUAAAGAAGGACCCAAAACUUUAGAGACCCACUCUUCCCACGUCUCCCUUCAAAUAGAAACAAUUUAAUUGCAAAGAUUACCAAAGACCAGAUUCCCACGCUUAUGCUGCCAAUUGCCAUCAAAAACAAGAGGAGAGAAACAGGUUGUCCAAACUGUUUAAAAUAGCUCAUACCCACAAUAACAGGACCUUUGUGUCAGUUUGGCUUUAGUGUGUGCCAUUCUAACAUGUGCAAAUUAGACCAAAACGUAAGGAUUGCAUGCUCCAAAUCUCAAAUAGUCUCCCCCGUUGUCAUGUGUUUCCAGGUUUGAAGAGCUUCUUUAAUCAGUAAAAGUUUUCAGACACAUGAUCCUGUAACUAAUAAUAGCACAACUCUUCUUUUUCUGUGUCUCCAUAGAGCUGCCAAGUUCUUGAAUUUAAAGACAUAAAAUAGGUAUAGUUACCAAACAUAAACCAAGAACAACUGUAUAAAAACCUGCAUUGUUUGGUGUUAUAUUAUGGGGGUGUUUUGGGGUUAGGGGUUCCUAUAUCCUCAGGUUUAAGGCAUUGGCAUUUUACCAAAAGAUAGAUGAGGACAUUAAAAAAGUUUAAAAAAAAAUGAUGGAAAUAGAAAAUUAUUCUAGGGUUACAAAAGUGGUCCUUUUAGCCAUCCUGCAGGAGUAAACCACACAGUGGACUUUAGUGAAAUAACACUACUGAUUGGGGUAGGACUUCUGUGUUAUAAAGGCAUAAAUCCAACUGUUUUGAGUGCUCAACCAAUCUGAUCACAUUUUUGAAAAUUAAGUGAGUGCUCUCUCUUUCUGUUGCUUUAUUGUCUGUAUGAAAUGAAGUGCGCAUUUAUUUUAACAUCAUGGCACUUUUUCUGUUGUGAUUUGUUCUUUUUUUUCAGUGGGAUGGGAACAUGAUUCAGAGGAGAAUAUUGUCUUAUGUCAACCUUGAGAGUUGUUCACAGAUCUCAGUUUAACGCUGCAUUCGAGUUCAUUUGGGGACGAUUAAAAAGAGUACAAGUUGACAAUGUGAGUGCUGUUCCAAGUUUGAAUUGUAAACCUGUAAUCAAAACUUGGAUGAAAAGAGCAGAAAGAUAGAAAAACAGAUAAAAGUUGAUGUAAGGGUAAUGUAAUAUGUACAGAGUUUUCAGCUUUUAUUGUCACCCUGAAAUGGGCUGAAUGCAGCAAAAGGAGGGAACCUUUUGAGUCUCUGGACAUUCACUGGAUGGUCAUAAAUGCACAAUAUUUUGCUCUAUGUAUAUUUUAUUUUCUAACCAAAUAUUGUGUUUUUAUUUUGCAUUGAUUUAGUAAUAACUCCAGAUGUCACUGAAUUGUCUGUGUGUAAGCACUGAUGGGAAAAAGGUAAAGAAAAGGGGAAAUUAAUGGGAGAAAAUGAGAAUUUUUACCUUCAGUUGUCCAGAAUGCUUAGAAUGAUUAUACAGUUUACAUCAGAUCGCUGUUUGUAUCUACCAGAUCUAUUUUUUUGUUUAAAUCUGUUUAUUUUUGAGGAAAGAUUUUAAUUUCUCUUUGGGGCAAGGGUUUCUUGGAUGAAGGCCCACAUUGCCCCUGGUCGUCUGGCCUUUCAGGAGGGACAGGGCUGGAGGAUCAUAGGCAAUGUGCUCAGUUUUAUUUACUCCUUUUCUUUCCUGUUGCUUUUAUUUUGAUAGUUUUAUUGUGCUGUCAUUUGGUAUGGGAUAAGAAACUAAGCAAGGUUGACUCAACGUAAUGGAGAGGAGACUGAAUGAAAAACUAAAGUACAUAAAAUAAUUGUAGUGUAAAUCUAUCAAUGUCUUAUUAUAUUGAUGAACAUCAUGAAAUAUAUGUAUAUUGGAAAAACAGUACCUGUGACAACUUGUACUUUUGUGUGUGCUUCAUGUGCUUUGUGGGUGUGCAACAAUGGGCAGAUGCAAUUUUGACUGCAACUUUGGGACCUUAUCUGACCUGUAUGAAAACAUAUAAAUUUAUUAUCAAUAUAAAGAUAGCGCUCUUUAUUUAACUGAUCCUAAUGGCAUGCAAGUGUGUUUCAAAAAUACAUGGAGAACUGGAGCCAUAA